Messenger RNA from Rubroshorea leprosula, 1694 nucleotides. NCBI's taxonomy places the organism in Eukaryota, Viridiplantae, Streptophyta, Magnoliopsida, Malvales, Dipterocarpaceae. The record is from the annotation of a GenBank genome assembly.
CAGCGUCUUUUGUUGAAUCUGCUAACUUCUGGUCUGUUCUGAUAUGGACUUUUUGUUGAAAGUGGCAGUUUUCCUCACUUUGGCUUUUAUUUCAUGUAUAAUAGUGCAUCCUGUUGCUGGAGUUAGAAAUUCACAAUUGCCAAGUAGGAAGAACUUGUUAGGCUCGUUGGAAAAUGAGGAUAUUGUUACCAACUUGCCUAGCCAGCCAGACGUAGACUUCCGCCAUUAUGCUGGCUAUGUCAUCGUGAAUGAAAAGAAUGGAAGAGCACUUUUUUAUUGGUUCUUUGAGGCUAUGACUCUUCCUGAUGAAAAACCAUUGGUGCUGUGGCUUAAUGGAGGUCCUGGUUGCUCUUCUGUUGGAUAUGGGGCAACACAAGAGAUUGGUCCUUUCCUAGUGGACACUGAGGGACAUGGAAUUAAAUUUAAUAACUUCUCUUGGAAUAAAGAAGCAAACAUGCUAUUCCUUGAAUCUCCCAUUGGGGUUGGUUUUUCAUACUCAAAUACAUCUACUGACUACAAUAAUCUGGGAGAUGCCUUCACUGCAAAUGACGCUUAUACUUUCCUACAUAAGUGGUUCCUCAAGUUCCCCUCAUAUAGAACACGGCCCUUUUACAUUGCAGGAGAGAGUUAUGCAGGAAAAUAUGUCCCACAGCUGGCCGAAAUGAUCAUUGACAACAACAAUGAUCCCUCCCUUCAUAUUGAUCUGAAGGGUAUUCUGCUGGGUAAUCCUGAAACAUCUUUCGCUGAAGAUUGGAGAGGUUUGGUGGAUUAUGCUUGGAGUCACGCUGUGAUAUCCGAUGAAACUUAUAGUAUAAUCAUUGAAAACUGUGACUUUAACAGCAAUGAUACAUGGAGCAAUGAAAAUUGUGAUCAAGCUGUGGACGAAGUAUUCAAACAGUACAACGAGAUCGAUAUCUUCAGUUUAUACACCUCAGUUUGCAUUGGUGAUACAGCAGGGUCAGAUGAUCAUCAAUCGAUGCAAGCUGUGAUAAAGCGAGCAUCCAACAUGGUGCCCAGGAUCAUGGGAGGUUACGAUCCAUGCAUGGAUUUGUAUGCAGAAGCUUUCUACAAUAGACUAGACGUCCAACAGGCCCUCCAUGUUUGCAACGGUCACCAGCUCAGAAACUGGAGCAUAUGCAAUUACACAUUGUUCGAUGGGUGGCCAUGGUCAGAUUCAAAGAAAUCUGUUCUUCCGAUUUACAAAAAGCUUAUCACGGUAGGAAUUAGAAUAUGGGUCUACAGUGGGGACACAGAUGGAAGAGUUCCUGUUUUGUCUACACGAUACAGCUUAAAAUCUUUGGGACUGCCCAUUGUUAAGGCGUGGAGACCCUGGUACCAUGAAAAACAGGUUGGUGGUUGGUUUCAAGAAUACAAAGGGCUUACUUUUGCAACGUUUAGAGGAGCUGGCCAUGCAGUUCCCUGCUUCAAACCAAGCAGCUCACUUGCAUUCUUCAAGUGUUAUCUUCUUGGAGAAUCCCCACCUUCGUCUCGAACAUCUGUUUAGUUGAUCCCUCAAAGAUUCUGCUAAUAUAGGUAAAAUAAGGUCUUUUGAGGGUGUUGUUCUUCCAUCUUAAAUGGUUCCUUCCUUCAACCUUACCAUGUUUGCGUGCGGAAAGUUAUGUUAAAGUGUGCAGACAUGUAGUAUCUGAAAAUCAUGAGUUUGUUGUACUAGAAAAUAAGGAGAGCCCAUAAGA